AUGCAGAUCCCCCAGAUACUCCUUGGUCUCGCUGCCACUGCUGCAGCAAUCGAUGUCUAUCUUUUUCCUGGAAAGGGCUGCAAGGGCAAUUCCGGCGUGUGUCGCGGUUUGAACCCCGGCGUAUGUUGCCCUGGGGGCAACGGAAACGACCUAGGAAGCGUUGGUUUCUACGGCAUCCCGACUGCGUGGCGUAUCGACGCCAAGGGCCACAACGGUGGUCAAUGUGCCAACACCAUCGCACAAUCGUUCGUCUCAGGCACCACAUGGGUCUGCAUUGACGGUUCCCGCUACUCUGGGGGCAGCUACGUUUUCUGGGGCAAGAAGCGCGGUGAGGGAGAGUCCUCAGACGGCGCAAAGUUGGAUGCCUUCCUGCUCGAAGAUGGAACUGAGCUCAACAUUGCCGAUUUGGACGAAAACUCCAUCUCUGAACUGUAA
Messenger RNA from Pestalotiopsis fici W106-1, 435 nucleotides. RefSeq lists its product as uncharacterized. NCBI's taxonomy places the organism in Eukaryota, Fungi, Ascomycota, Sordariomycetes, Amphisphaeriales, Sporocadaceae. The coding region runs from base 1 to 435 and encodes 144 amino acids. The transcript has 2 exons. The record is from RefSeq and is a predicted model, not a curated record.